Messenger RNA from Choloepus didactylus (southern two-toed sloth), 3073 nucleotides. It is a transcript of the gene CEBPZOS, whose product is annotated as CEBPZ opposite strand. The transcript is spliced from 7 exons. NCBI's taxonomy places the organism in Eukaryota, Metazoa, Chordata, Mammalia, Pilosa, Megalonychidae. The record is from RefSeq and is a predicted model, not a curated record. Bases 504 to 746 code for a protein of 80 amino acids.
AGAGCUGCCCGGCCUGGCCUCCCCACUCCGGGGACGCACCUGGCACCGGCUCCCGGGAUCCGCCGGUCUACAGGGCAGGAAGGAGCGGCGGAAAAGCUGCCUGCCCUUCCCCACACAAGCUACCCGCUGCGCCUCAGCUCUCUGCAGUUCCCUUUGCGCAGGUCUGGCCCGCGCCCCCGCUCGGGAGUCACUGCAGCAGCAGCGGCCCGGUCGCCAUUACAGCCUAACCUUGAUCCUUUUUGAAGAAUGCAAGCACUUGAAGACAAGCAAUGCGUUGCUUUACAUUCACACUAAAGUACUUGGGGAGACAGAAAGGAUCCUGGAUUGAGAACUGGAACACAGACCUGACGCUGGUGAGCCAGGUUUGCUAAUUCGGAGGAAAACAGCACUCCAACAGAAAGGUGGACAAACAAGAUAGAAGAAACCAGGCUCUGUGGACAACCUCGUGAAACAGAGCCGCCCUCCCAGCACCCACCUUGUUUCACAGACCUCCUUUUGAACUGAUGGCCCGCACUAUGGAACCACUGGCAAAGAAGAUCUUUAAAACAAUUUUAGUAGCUGAAGUUAUGGGCAUUUUUGGAGCUUAUUUUUUGUUUAAUAAAAUGAACACAAGCCAAGAUUUCAGGGAAACAAUGAGCAAGAAAUUUCCCUUCAUCUUAGAAGUUUAUUAUAAAUCCCUUGAACAUUCUGGAAUGUAUGGAAUCAGAGAGCAAGAUCAAGAAAAGUGGAUGAACAGCAAAAAUUAGGACCAGUCGUCACGUUCAGCUUCCCAUCUGAGCUGUUUGAAACCUUUCGAGGGGAGGAGAAGAAAGAUGAGCCCACCACUCUGUGGCCUACUGGCAGUCCGAAGAACAUCCUACUGAGUGAAACAGGAGCCCUUGGCCUGCCAUGGCCUGCACCUCCUGGUUUCCCACCCACUAUGCAAAAUUCACUGCUUGUUUGUUUUCUUCUGUUAUUAUUUAUUGUCCAAGAUUUAUGUUUUACAAAUUAAAGACCACGAAGGAUGCAAAUGCUCUAUUAAAGAUUUUUUCCCAAUGAACAAACUUACUGAUGAAAGAAUAGAAACCAGUACUAUGACUAUCAGAAAUAAUUAAAAUGUCUAUAAAGCACAUAAAUUUACUUAGCAAACACACAACUCCCUAAACAAAUUAAAUUUUAAAAGGUUGUAAUCUAAGUACUUUUAAUUCUACAUGUUGCCUAGUCGGAAGAUGAGAAAGCCAUUCCUUUCAGGUUGUAAGGUGCUGUAAAAAGGUCCUCCCAACAUAUUUAUAUCUUCAGAAAUUCUAAGUCAAGGGUAUUUUGAAACCUCAAUAAAAAAAAUUCAGGAUACUUACUUGCAUUAUCUUUAUUAGCCAUGGCAUUCAUACCAAUGUUAUCAAAUUUGGACCCCAUAUUUUCAUCCAAUAGGUGGCCAAACUUAUAGAGAAAAAAAAAAAAAAGUUUAUUAGAAAACUUAGAACAUGUAGGAUAGUUAACUUCUUAAAGUGGUACAUUAACCUUACUUACCUCUUCAGCAGAUACAAAGAGGCUGGAGUCAUUGAAAUUUCUUUUCUUUCUCUGCCUUGGUCCUGAAAAAAGUAUAACCUUAGAUUAUUCAGUUGUAAACCCAAUGACUUAUGGAAAAAUGUAAAUCUUUCAACAUGGUUUUGUUAAAAAAUUUUUUUGGCUUAAAACCUACUAUUAUCUUGUAGCCCCAUUAGAUAGCUGGCAUUUAAAGACAGAAAUAUAACUUAUUUGAGUAAGUAGAUAAUACUUUUUUUUUUUUUUUUUUUUUUAAUUAAUAUCCUAACAAAACUGUUCAGAUAAAAACAUUAUCUUCCUGCCUUUCAGAUUUGGUCAAGGAUUACCCUUAAGUGAAAUACCAGUGUCAGGCAAGAUUAAAAUUCCAACUUUAAAUGAAUGAGUUUGGGAAUAUUUAAGGCAAAAUGUAAAUUCUAAGUGAGAAGUGUUAUUCUUUGAAGUAACUGUGAAAAAACUGAUAUUGAAGGUAUGUUUAUUAUGUUAUGAGUGAAGUUUUGAUUAUACUACUCAAUAUAAAGUCAUUCUCCUUAAAAAAAAUUCCCUAUUAAGUUUGACAACACAAACUUUCAGAGAUAUAGACAAAAUAGUAAAAUGUCUGUAAUACUUAUUAAUUUACACAUAUUUUAAAUCAGAUUAUCUAAAAAUACAUUAACUUAGAAACACUGCUUUUUUCCAUUCUCACCCUUCCUGAAACAAUAUUAUUCAGACUCUUUGCAUCUUUGACAUCAGUGUCUCCGGGACCUCUAAAGCCACUUUUUGAUUUGCUUAAAAUCUCUCUCUUUUUUAAAAACAACAGCUUUACUGAGGAAUAAUUACAUGCUAUAAACUUCAAUUGAUCUAAGUUUUAGGAAAUUAACAGAGUUGUUCAACCAUCACAAUUCACCUUUAGAACAUUUCCAUCACCACAAAAACAUCCCUUGUGCCCAUGUGCGCUCACCACCUGUCCCAGCUAGCCAUCAAUCUACUUCAUUUUUAUAGAUUUGUCUUUUCUGGAUAUUUCAUUUAAAAGGAAUCAUACAAUAUGUGGUCUUUCGCAUGUGGCUUCUUUUGGCAUGUGGCAUGUUCUAUCAUGUAGCAGUGCUUCAUUUCUGUUUAUGGCUGAACCACUGCAAAGAUUAUACCACAUUUUAUUUAUCCAGCCACCAGUUAAUGGAUAUUUGGGUUGUUACCCCCUUUUGACUAUUAUGAAUAAUACUGCUAUGAACAAUUGUGUACAAGUCUGUAUGGAUAUCAGAGCCACUUUUGGUAAACGGUUUCUAGAGCAUUUCCUCUUCAUUUUUAUCAAGUUGAAAUGUAUGGUAUUUAAGAAGCAUUUAUGGUACUAUUAUUGCAUAUUUUAUUUCAAGCUACAAUACCGAUUUGCAUAGUAUUAGGACAGGAUUGUUUGCUUUUCAUUAUUCCUGUAGGUGUAUAUCUGUGAAUUCAUGAGUAAGCACUUACCAUACUGCUUUUUAAAAGUUUCCUUAAUGUUUGCUUAUAGUAAUAUCCAACAUUUGUAAAUGUACGGUCAUACCCCCUUCUCAAUAUCAGUUAAUAAAUCUGUAUGAAAUUC